Nematolebias whitei (Rio pearlfish) is the source of this 1581-nucleotide messenger RNA. RefSeq names its product KH and NYN domain containing (gene khnyn). NCBI's taxonomy places the organism in Eukaryota, Metazoa, Chordata, Actinopteri, Cyprinodontiformes, Rivulidae. The coding region runs from base 1 to 1581 and encodes 526 amino acids. The record is from RefSeq and is a predicted model, not a curated record. Gene Ontology annotation, molecular function: RNA endonuclease activity; mRNA binding. Gene Ontology annotation, cellular component: cytoplasmic ribonucleoprotein granule; nucleus. The transcript has 3 exons.
AUGGUUGCAGGUAACAACUCUUCAGCUAAGGACUCCUCCUUCAAAGCCUUUGUCACACCUGUAGGCACACGAGAGAGGGCAGAAGGUGCCGAGGUCCUUCACUCUCCUGAGGAGGUGGGGGAAGAACAACUAGAGCAGCAGGAAACAAGAGACACCAAGAUGAACAUCGGACUACACAAUGAUGAAGAACAGCAGCAGGCGUCAAUGGGAAACAAGGAGUUUUUUCUUCUCCUAAAGUUCUUCACCGCCAUGGGGUAUACUGAAGACGUUGUUAAACAAGUCCUUGCAAGAACGGGACUUAAAGAGGCUUCACAGAUCCUGGACUUGGUUCAACAAGAACAGGAUUGCAGUGACAGACAGCCGGAAACUCGUGGCAUUGCAAAACCAAACCAUCGAAACACCAUUGCUCUGGGUCAAGAGGGGGACCAACCCUGUGAGACACAGCAUGAAGAGGGAACUUUGGCAGGGGCGAGUAAAGUAGCACUCGGUAAGGAACUAGUAGGAACAGAUGGAAAAAAAGAGGUAACAAGGAGCCCAAAAGACUUUCAGGGGGAAGGCUGUUCAAAGUUAGAGGGAGUAGAACAUGAGGAAGACUUUGUCCUUGGGGUGUUGAAAAAGGCGGCUGUUAGUUGUGGGUACACAGAGCAGAGCAUAACCAAAGUGUACAACAGGCUGCCUGAUGGAUCCACUCACCAACUGCUGCUGGAGCUACAGAGAGAAGGAAGCAGAGAGGCUGAUGAGUUUAAAGAAGAACCGAAGGACAGUCGAGAUGUGCUGGAGAAAGAAAGACAAAUUACUGAACCAGCUGAGACUCAACCAAAAGGAGAACUUGAGCUGUUUUUACAGAAAGAAAAGAGAGAAUCUGAUGAAAAAGGACAAGUGAAGGUGUCAAACUGUUCUCUGCCCAAAGCAGAACUAGACUUGCCUACUUGGACUAACAAACCCCAGCAGCUGCCAACCAGUGUGUACACAUCACAACCAAAGCAACGGCAGUCUUUGAACCCACAAACCCAUAAUGUCAAAGGGCCACCCAUGUCUACUUAUCACUCAUCUAUGGAUACUCAACCUUUUCUGUCUAACAAGCAACAGGUGCACACCACUCACUGGCCUGAUGCGAUCACGUCCAAGCAGAAUCCUCAAACGCAAAUCAACGCCUCAAACUUAAACCAGCAUUCUUCGAACUCCUCUAAACAGCAGUUUCAAACCCACCCCCACAUUUUUACCAACAAUGACUUGACCUCUACCAAAGUAAAGGACAAACAAAGAUACAUUGCCUCUACUUCGCUAGUAGUGACAGGGGAGCAGCGCUUCCUUGAAGGUCUGCAGACCCCUUUUGAACUUAAGCUAACUGAUAAACCUGGAGAUGGAAAGCUGAGGACAAUCAUCAUUGAUGGGAGCAACGUGGCUAUGAGUCAUGGUUUGGGUCAUUUCUUCUCCUGUCGAGGAAUAGCUCUGGCCGUUCAGCACUUCUGGGACCGAGGCCAUCGUCAAAUCAGCACUCUGGUGCCGCAGUGGAGGCAGAAGAGCGACCACAGGAUCAAAGACUUCUUCAGUACACAUUUGUUGGAGACCUCUUCAUGA